This is a messenger RNA of Leguminivora glycinivorella, 379 nucleotides long. RefSeq lists its product as uncharacterized. Lineage: Eukaryota; Metazoa; Arthropoda; Insecta; Lepidoptera; Tortricidae. The transcript is spliced from 2 exons. Bases 83 to 295 code for a protein of 70 amino acids. Gene Ontology annotation, biological process: mitochondrial electron transport, cytochrome c to oxygen. The record is from RefSeq and is a predicted model, not a curated record.
ACAUGUGGUAUCCCCAAGUCGAUAUUUCUUGAGCACUUGCUGCGGAGUACUUUGUGAAGUGAAAAUAAUCGAAUAAAUCAAAAUGCUGGCUGCAACCAGGACCCUGCUGAGGAGCAAUGCUCAAAUUGCCAAGAACAUCGUCCAGAAAAGGAACAUGACCGUGGUCGUCACACCCGCCAGGGAAAAGGUUACGAACGCCGAGAUGUUCAUCCUGGCUGGCACCAUGGUAGUCGGCUGGCAGAUGGUCCCCGCCUGGGUCCUGAUCCAUAUGAGGCAUUACCGCCAUCUUGAAUAGACACCAUUUUGUAAACAGGGGACGCCAUUUUGAUUGCAGCGACAGCUAAUUAAGUGUGUAGUUAAUUAAAUUAUAUUAGUUGAA